Messenger RNA from Rubroshorea leprosula, 540 nucleotides. The record is from the annotation of a GenBank genome assembly. NCBI's taxonomy places the organism in Eukaryota, Viridiplantae, Streptophyta, Magnoliopsida, Malvales, Dipterocarpaceae.
CCCCCACAGACAUUUCCAAGCAAAUUAAAGCACCCACAUCUUCCCAAAAAACAAAGCUUUCAAAUUCUACCGACUCCCCAGUUUCUUAAAGUAUGGCAAGUAGAAAAUUAAGCACCCUUUUGCUCGUUCUUGUUAUCGCAGUGGCUGUUCUCAGCUGCGUCGAGGCGACGAGAGUGUUACCGGAGGAUUUUGCGAAGGCAAACCACCUAGAGACGUACUCGUCGGUGUACGAGAAGGCGAAAUCCACGAUGUCGUGUUGGCUCGGACGGCUGGCUUCCGGACCUAGUCCUAAAGGACCUGGCCACUAGAGGUUGUAUGCAGUUUAAGAGUAUAAAAAGUCGAAGAAAUCAUAGGCUGAAAGAUUCUUUUGAUCGUUUAUUUGUUCUUUUUACAUGUAUGUUGCAGAGAAUCACAGGAGAUGAAUGCAAAUGCAAUAAAUAAAAAGAAUAAAAUUCUUUAUAAUGAUUAUAUAUAUUCCUGAUGUAAUACAUUUUUCUCAGAUUUACACCUCCAUCUAUACAAUUAAUCUCGGAUAAGGCU